GCUUGUCUCCAGAAACGUUUCCUCUCGGUGGUGAGCAGUGGGUGAAGUAAAGUGAUAAAACUAAGUGGAGGACAUUCUUCCCAAAGCCCAGAACUUGGAGCCCGUGUACCCGAGUUUUACACUUUGUUAGAAUAAUAGCUCAAUGGGAGACUUUAUUGGCCAUAUAUCUCCAGGUUUGUUUCUGGUCUUCUAUGGUCUAUAUCAAGCAAUAACAGUCUCCAGAGCUGUGAUACUCAAUGACUCUCUUCUGUAUCCUUCCUACCUUUCCAAGAAUAAGGGAAAAUGGGCCAGGCUGUGGUUAAUAGCCCAUGCAGGCUGGUUGAAGAUUGUGAUUGGCUCCCUCUUGAUAGUUUAUGAGAUCAAUUGUGUUGAAGAAGGACUGACAUUUAUGACCAAAGGGAUGCCACCAAGGUUUAUGUACCCCAAGGAGUGGCAGCACCUCACCAUGUUCAUCCUCCUUGUCCUUGACGGCUGUGUAGAAGUGGUGAGCAAGAACAUGCUACGGCAGAGGUGCGUGGUCCUAGAGAGAGGUGCCACGGUGCUGGGUGUCUAUGUGCUCCUGCUGCUGCUGGUAUCACACGUUAAAGAAUCAUCUGGGGUAGAGCUGCAGGUUCACUCUCUCCUCAUCUUGGUGGUGUUCUUGCUGAUGCUGGUGAUGACGGCAGAGCUGUGGGCUCCUGAGAUGUUUCACCUCUGGGUGAUAGAGACCUUCCUGUUCCUGAUAAUGGGCUCAUGGCUGAUUCAGGCAGCCUUCAUUCUUUUUAGACCAGUCUCUGGCUUCCCAUGGGAGGAUGAUGACAUCAGUGACAUCAUGUUUGUCACCACCUUCUUCUGCUGGCAUGUGAUGAUCAACGCCUUAUGCAUGUUGGGAAUCUAUGGCAUCUCUUCCUUUUGGUACCAUUGUUACAGUCCCAGCUUGAGGCUGAUGGGAUCCAAGGAAGCGCUGUACCACAAGAGUUCUUCGGGAACCUUCUACAAGCUGCUGCAGGAGGCAGAGCAGCAGGACAAAGAUGACCAGGCUCCUCUCCUUUCAAAGAGCUGUGACAGGGCCUAGAAUACCUGGGCAUACACACUGCUCCAUCUUCCUCCUGUAGGCUCUCCUGGGCACUUGUAAUGUACCCUUCGUUCCCCUUGUUCCUUGGUGAAGGCAAUGGCUCUGGAGAGUGGCAGUUGGUUUCCUGUCUGCUACUGUACUUCCUGUCUCUGAGCCUGCAGUUAAUGCUGGGAAGAAGAGGCCCAAAGUGAUGGGACUUGAGAAGAGGGAGGGGAGAAGACUGGGGGACAGGUCCACGUGCAAGCAAAGCUGGGAGGGGGGGCAGUGAGACAGAAUGACAUUAAAGAGAGGAGUCUCUGCUUGAGCCCAGAAUUCUGCACUCAGAGCUGUUUCUCCGAGGCACCACCCAAUGCUUCAUCUAAGGAAAUAAAGAUUCCUCA
Molecule: messenger RNA, 1434 nt
Organism: Mastomys coucha (southern multimammate mouse)
Lineage: Eukaryota; Metazoa; Chordata; Mammalia; Rodentia; Muridae
Product: transmembrane epididymal protein 1A
Exons: 1
Coding region: 143-1054 (303 amino acids)
Source: RefSeq, a predicted model, not a curated record